This is a messenger RNA of Hyaloperonospora brassicae, 1602 nucleotides long. NCBI's taxonomy places the organism in Eukaryota, Oomycota, Peronosporomycetes, Peronosporales, Peronosporaceae. The record is from the annotation of a GenBank genome assembly.
AUGUGGGAAGAGCGCAUGACGACGCGCGUCUUCUGGGCGGCCGUCGUGGCCUUUCGUCUAUGGAACGCGCUGUUCGUGCGCACGUUCUUCAACCCGGACGAGUACUGGCAGAGCACAGAGGUGGCGCAUCGCCUGGUCUUUGGCUACGGACACCUUACUUGGGAGUGGAGCGACGAUGCUCAGCUGCGUGGGUUUGCGCACCCGGGUAUCUUCGCGGGCCUCUACAAGCUGCUGCAGCUUUUGGAUGUGGACUCGCGAUGGGCAGUGGCGUACGGUCCGCGGCUGCUGCAGGGACUUUUGGCGGCUGCCAACGACUUUUUCCUGUACAAGCUGGCGUGGGCUUACGUUGGUGCAAAGGCGGCCAAGUGGGCGCUGUUUUGUCAGCUGUUUUCGUGGUUUACCUUCUACGUCAUGGUGCGGCCAUUCUCGAAUUGUGUCGAGACCGUGUGCACGACAGCUGCGCUGGCAUUGUGGCCGUGGAAGUUUCUGGAAGAUGGAGCCGCGUCGAAGAAAUGCAGUGAUGCAAACCCAGUGAAGCGCAGCCACCGCGCGCUAUCCCUCAUGCUCGCAGCGCUAGGUGUGCUGUUUCGUCCGACAAGUGUCGUCAUCUGGCUGUAUCCUGGAGUUAUGCACUUGUUGCAGAGUCGCGAUCGAGCGCAUCUUGUGUUCGGCGUUGUGUUGCCGAUUGCGAUUGUCACUUUGUUGGCGAUGUUGUGCAUCGAUCGUCUCGGAUAUGGCGAGUGGACGUUUGUGCCUUACAAUUUCUUCAAGUUUAACGUCCUCGAGGGCAAGGAUAAGCUUUAUGGCGAGCACCCGUGGAGUUGGUAUUUCUUGCAGGGUUAUCCAGCCAUUGUGGGCACGGCAUUGCCUAUUGCGCUUGUUGGAUACCUCACGAUCCCGUCCUCGAAGAAAGACCUCGGGCGCACGAUCAUGUCGGCUCUCUUCGUGUACAGUUAUGCUUCCCACAAAGAGUUCCGAUUCGUUCUUCCGCUGCUUCCGCCUGCGUUCGUGUAUGCUGGGUAUUGCUUGCGCAACCUAGAGCGGAGACUCUAUUUUCAGCUUCGUGAAAAAACGCAAUGGAACCUUCUGCGACUUGCUGCUGUCGUGGUCAUUGUGCCAAAUCUUCUCACUGCCUGCUAUCUUUCUCGGAGCCACCAGCGUGCCCCAGAGGAAGUGAUGGAUUACCUCGCGGACCGCAUUCAACAGACCCCCGAAGCUACAGUCCACUUUUGGACUCCUUGCCAUGCAACGCCUUACUACAGCUAUCUGCAUCAGAAUGCUUCCAUGUGGUUUCCGGACUGCUCACCAGCCAAUCGUGCGCGUACUGAGGGCAGUGAGUCGUCUCAGCUGGAACGCGACCCGAGGCGUUUCGUCACGAAACUUUACCAUUUGUCGCCACCGGACAGUCGUGUCAGCGAUUCUGCAUUCCUGGAGCUUCCAACGUACGUCGUGACGUACUCUACGAUUGCUGCCAAAACCGAAUCGCUUCUAGCUCACAUGCGCUUUGUCGAGGCAGCCGCAUUCCUCCACAGCGAUGUGAGUGGCGACGCAGAUUCCACCGAAGUCGUGUCGAGCAUGCUGGUGUUCAAGCGGAUGGCGUAA